UCUCAACAGACUGUGGCGCUUAUAUCGUAUUCUACUCAAUCCACUGGCCAUUUUCUUCUUAUCAACGCAUGAACGCCACGCGAGAAGAAAACUGAUUAUUCCAACCCUAAAGUUCCGAUUUAUUACAUAGCAUAUACUUAAACAUGGCAGUACAAUUUUUUAAUCGAGUGGGUCAGCUUGGUUUGGGCAUAGCUCUGGCUGGUGGUGUCGUUAACUCUGCAUUAUACAAUGUUGAUGGUGGUCAUCGAGCAGUUAUAUUUGAUAGAUUUGCUGGUAUAAAGAAUGCCGUGAUAGGAGAAGGAACACACUUUCUCAUUCCUUGGGUGCAAAAGCCAAUUAUUUUUGACAUUCGUUCACGACCGAGGAAUGUUCCAGUCAUUACUGGAAGCAAGGAUCUGCAGAAUGUAAAUAUUACUCUUCGUAUUCUCUUCAGACCAGUACCCGACUCUUUGCCUAAAAUAUAUACAAUCCUUGGUGUGGAUUAUGAUGAAAGAGUACUACCAUCUAUUACCACAGAAGUACUAAAAGCUGUUGUCGCACAAUUUGAUGCUGGUGAAUUAAUUACGCAAAGAGAAAUUGUAUCUCAAAAGGUCAGUGAUAGUUUAACGGAAAGAGCUGGACAAUUUGGCCUUAUCCUGGAUGAUAUUUCCAUUACACAUUUAACAUUUGGUAAAGAAUUUACCCACGCAGUAGAAUUGAAGCAAGUGGCACAACAGGAAGCGGAAAAGGCUCGUUUCUUGGUCGAAAAGGCUGAACAACAGAAGAAGGCAGCUAUUAUUAGUGCCGAGGGUGACGCGCAAGCCGCGAACUUACUAGCGAAAUCGCUAGCCGAAGCGGGAGAUGGUCUGGUCGAGCUUAGAAGAAUUGAAGCAGCGGAAGACAUUGCUUUCAAUAUGUCUAAAUCUCGUCAAGUAGCAUAUUUGCCAGCAGGUCAAAAUGUGCUGCUCAAUUUACCGCAGUAAAAUAAAUAAAUUACAUGUGUUUACAUGAAUUGUGCAUUUACAUCAUGAGAAGUUUGAUACUAUAAUAGAGUGUAAAAAGGAAAACAAUAUAUGUAAUGAUAAUUUCCCUGAAGGUGUUGCAUAGCAGGAAUAUAUAGUAUUUCAUAAUA
Cataglyphis hispanica is the source of this 1111-nucleotide messenger RNA. RefSeq names its product protein l(2)37Cc (gene Phb1). Gene Ontology annotation, biological process: mitochondrion organization. The record is from RefSeq and is a predicted model, not a curated record. Bases 144 to 962 code for a protein of 272 amino acids. The transcript has 4 exons. NCBI's taxonomy places the organism in Eukaryota, Metazoa, Arthropoda, Insecta, Hymenoptera, Formicidae. Gene Ontology annotation, cellular component: membrane; mitochondrion.